AUGGCGGCUAAGCAGCAAGAAUCGAGACUUUCCUUGAAGCUUUUGAUAGAUGAGAAGAGCAAUCGAGUAGUUGCUGCGGAAGCGCACAAGGAGUUUGUGGAAAUACUUUUCAGCUUCCUCACCCUCCCUAUGGGAACGAUAAUCAGGGUCACCAGCAGUGGAGACACAAAAAACCCUGUAACAUCAAUCGGGUGUAUGAACAAUCUGUACCGUGCUGUUGAAAAACUGAGCAAUGAAAAUUGGCAGACAGAGAACUGCAAAACCAUUGUGCUUCGUCCUCGAAAUCCACUAGGGAACUACAGCCAGAAGUUGAAACUGAACAUCGAUGAAUCUUGGUCCAAUACGUACUACCGUUGUUCUCGGUGCUGUAUAUGGAUGAGCUGGUACCCAAAUUUAAGCUGCACAUGUGGAGGGAAGAUAACCCGUACAACUACGGCUGGGAUAAAGAAUGAGGGUGCGUUUUUGCAGAAGGGGAGGACAAUGUUCAUAAUCAGUGAUGAUUUACAAAUCAGACCUUCUUGUCCAAGCGUUCUAGCUCAACUUCUAUACAAUCUGGGUUUAAGUGAUAUGGAUGGAAUCCGGGAGAUGUUGGUAGAAGUUAGCAAGGAGCAGGUAAUCUUUCUGCUUGCACGUUCACUGGUUUCAGAGUCUGCUUUGAGUGAUGUGUUUCUGCCUAAUAAUCCUACAAAACAUGAGACAAAAUUCCCUAAGCCUGAGACUGAGAGUACAUUGCAGACAACUGAACAAAAUGAGGCCCCCACCCCCACUCUGAAUCUUCAAGUAACAUUAAACAAGUCAACAAACAAGAUAUUGUUUGCUAAGGCCACUAAUGAGUUCUUUGAUUUCCUCUGUACCUUUCUAACCAUUCCUCUUGGAUCAAUCAUACAUGUCCUUAAAAGAAACUUUGGGGGGUUAGGAGGAUGCAUAAACAACUUGUACACUAGUGUAGAGGAGUUGGAAGAUAAAUGGUUUGGCUCUAGUGCGAAGUCUGAUAUUCUCAAUGCUUGGAUUGCACAAUAUCAUAACUGCAAGAAGCAGCCUCUUAAUUUGGAUGAACUAAUAGAGAGCAAACUUCUGCUUGACCCUAGGCCUAACCAGAAUUUUGCAGGGGAACCUUUGUUAUUCGUAGUUUUAGACAAUUUGGACGUGAAGCCUUUGUCUUCUGCUUCAAGUUCCCUCAUAUUGAGGGAACUAAAAUUGCCUUUCAGUGAUGUUGAAGAUCAAGUGAUCACCGUUGGUAUGAAUGAGGCAUUGAGCUUACUGAAGGCUGCUCUUACAUCACCAUCAUCAGCUCUAACAAAUGGCCUAGCCUCCUUUUUGCAGAAGAAGAAGCUGGAAGCAUAA
Molecule: messenger RNA, 1344 nt
Organism: Ipomoea triloba (trilobed morning glory)
Lineage: Eukaryota; Viridiplantae; Streptophyta; Magnoliopsida; Solanales; Convolvulaceae
Exons: 3
Coding region: 1-1344 (447 amino acids)
Source: RefSeq, a predicted model, not a curated record